UUAUUGUUUUCAUCUACUUUUAGUAGCGUGUUAGUACUCGUAUAAACAGAUAUCAGUGCACAAGGUAUUUGAACAAUUCUGUAGAUGUAUGAAAUAGGCUUUAUCUGUUUAUUGAGUCGUGUCUGUGUAGCUAUGGUACGGUAAGCUGGCGAGAGAUUAGGGUAUUUAACGCAACAGUUUCAACAUCUGGCAGUCUGGACAUUGUCUGCAUGCUGGCAUGACAAGAUAUAAAAAAUACGUAGAACUUUUAACAUAAUGACAGAAACCUUAUAUUCUGAACUUCAUAAUGUACGAUAUAAAACACAAGAUGCUGAAGACAGGCAAGUAUCUAUCAAGAUUACAGUGGAAAUACAAACGACGACAUCUCCUUUACAUCGGAAAGAUCUACUUGUCAGAUUAACAGAUGAUAACGAUCCCUUCUUUUUGUUCAAUCUUUGUCUCGGAGAAGAAGAUUUCCAAAGCUUGAAAACUCAACAAGGACUGCUUGUGGACUUCAGUGCUUUUCCACAAAGAUUUACUGGAUUAUUACAACAGUGUAGACUUGAAGAAAAUAAAGAAACACCAAAAUUUUUAUUACAGUUUGAAUCAUCAGGAAACUGUGGGUUUCAACCUAGUUUCAGUGGUUCAGGGAAUGGAUCUGGUUUAUUGAAUGUUAUUGAAACAAAUCCAUUCAAACAUCUAACUCAUCUGUCGUUACAAUUUGUUCCUGGAAAUGAUUCUGAUGUGAAAAAAUAUCUGGCAACAUGUUUAAAAAAGACCAUGGAACAUCGAGACAAAUUGGAGUCUCGUCUGUCAUCUACUGAACGCGAACUCGGCCAGAUGUUAGAAAAGACGCAAUCAGAACUUAAACAAAAAACUAAAGAUCUCGAUAAACUCAGAUUUGACGCUACAGGUCACACUGAAAAAUUGAGUACAUUACAUGCUCAAGAUAUAAAUAGUGAAAGAGAGAAAGCACUCAAGAUUCAAUCUGAAAUGCAGCAGCGACAUGACAGAGAGAGGAAAGAAAUGGAGACAUCUUAUCAAAAAACUGUUCGUCAACUAGAGAAAAGACUUUCUGAUGUGGAAAACAUUAAUAAGGAAUUAACGGACAGGCGAUAUAGGGCUGAAGCAACAAUACGAGAACAGAAAGCCAGAUUAACUGGAACAGACGAUGAAUUAAGAAGAUGCAGAAACGAACUUCAACAAUCAAGAAGGGAAAAUAAUGCUUUGGAUGCAGAGAGACACAAUCAGGAUAAAAAUCUUCAACAAUUAAAGACGAGAGUUGCAGUUAUUGAACAAGAAUUAUUAGAUAAAGAACAGCUCAUGUCAAGAAUAACAAGUUCAUUAGAAACAUCUCAGGAUGUUAAGUCGCAAUCAGAGCAAAGAAUAUCUGAACAACAAACACAAAUCAGAAAAUUAGAAAAUACGAUAAAGACAAUGUCUGAAGAGUUAUUAAAGGGCAAUGAGAUUAUUAAACGUUUACAAGGUGAAUUAAGAGGUUAUAUGGGAAAAGUUAAACUUCGUAAUGAAGUAACAACGAGACAAGAAAAAUUAAUCGGAGAAAAAGAACAAACAAUGGAAAAAUUAAAAAGAGAUUUAGAUACUGCCACUAAUAAUGUUAAGUCACGAGAAGACGAAAUAGGAAAACUGAAAAAUCAGUUGGAAACGACUAUCGAAAAAUUAGAAGAAAGCAGAGGUUUAUUAAAGACUAAUGAAAACGUUAUAAGCUGGUUGAACAAGCAGUUAAACGAGCGUCAGAUCGGAUCGGUAUCUGCUGUUCCACCAAGACAUCCUACUACUGUGACAUCAGUUCCAAAUCAUUUUACUCAUUCAAAUGUUGGAAUUGAUCCUUCUUCAAUUAAUUCCUUCAAAUCACAAACGAGAAAUCCACCACAGCCAAAUUACAGCACUCCAGUUGGGUCAACUCCACAGGCUUUACACCUUUCAGGUCCCAACAUUACCCCAGGGCUAGGAGCCAGUCCAGUGAUUAUGCCAGCGCCACGCCCACCAAUUCUGGUGGGAGGGGCAGGGGAUGCGGGAAUUAGGCAGAUGAAGCCACAUCCUGUUUCUAAUCGUCCACAAAUUCGUUAUAAUCCUGCAACUGAAAAUCAACCACCAGCUAAUAAAGAGAAUUUUUCACCGAAACCGGCAAGAGAUAAGAGUCCUGCUCCCGGCAUAGAUCCAAAGUAUUUGACGUGUUCCUCUGAACGUAAUUCAUCUGACAGUAGUAAUGAUAGUAACGCUGGAAAUCGACAUUUCUCAUCGUUGCCUCAAAGCAACAGAUUAAGCCAACAGGCUCUGCAUCAGGCAACGAUACCACCGUCUCGUCAAGGUAUGACAACACGACCAAGACCGAUUGUCGGAUCAGAUCGCGUUGUUGUCCAAUCUCAACCUAAUGUGGUUUCAGCAUAUUUCACUGGAGCAAUUCCAAAAUCUCAACCGACUUGAGCACCAGCAAUUUUCAAGUGCACUAAUAUUGCAAUUUGUAAUGAGCUUAUCGGGUAAUUGGAGGGUGUAUGGUAAUGCUUAACACCCUGCUCUAUGAAAUACCUAAAUAUCAUUGGUUGGACAAUUGGCGGAAUAUUUGUUUCAUAAACACCAAAAGAAUGUUCCGACUUAUGUUAUAAUAAAAGUUAUUUCUUGAAUCAUCCAAUUAAGGGGAGUCACGCAGUUCUGAACUCGAAUUCUAUAUGCUUAACAAUUUGCAAGCGACAAUUUUCGACCGAAUCAUAAUUGAACACUGUUCAAUUAUUCUGAAAUGAUUAUUCUGAAAACAUUCUGAAAUGAUUUGUAUCUUUAAAAUGAAUUAUCGAAUAAGAUCUGUUCCACAAGGAAAAUUAUUCAAUCAAAACUUUCACAAAUUCGUAGAAAUCAAAUAUAGGUAUGCAGAAUGAUUGAGAUAAAUACUAUAAUUGUAUUCUCUAUUUUAUUCUGUCAGAAUUCAACUAUUUUUUUGUCUAUCAUAAGAUAGGAUUGACAUAUUUAUCCCAAAAGAAAAAAAUAAAUAAAGAGACAUUUUCAAAUGAAAAUAUUCCAACUGAUUCCUAAAGUUAAAAUUAUACUAUAUCGAAUACAACCAAUUUCGAAUGUAUUUAAACAUAAUUCAUAUGAAUAACAUAUUUAAACUUAAUUCUGCUUUUUCUAACGAUGCUAAGUAUAUAACGUUGUAUUGUUCCGUAUUAGCUGCUUUAUUGUUACUAUUUAUCCUAGUUUUCUCAUCUCACUCUCUCACUUUUUCAUCUUAUUUUCUUGUAUUCUAUAAUCAUUAGACGAACCCUAUCCUACCUCAUGGGUUAUAAGUAGCUGCAUGUUAUAUACAAUAUGGAAUUCAGUAUGGGUUUAAGGUAACCAGACUAUUCCAAUACGUUUUCAAAAUUCUUUAUCUUGAUGAAUUAUGGGGAAUUUUUCACAAACAUUAACUAUACUGCAAUUGUACCAAACCAGGAUUCAUAACCUACAGCAGAGGUGUGCAACCUGCACCCCGCGUGCCAAAUGUGGCCCACAAAGAAAAUUAUGUGGCCCGAGAGACAAGUUUUCAAUU
This is a messenger RNA of Styela clava, 3520 nucleotides long. RefSeq names its product spindle assembly abnormal protein 6 homolog. Gene Ontology annotation, cellular component: centrosome; centriole. Lineage: Eukaryota; Metazoa; Chordata; Ascidiacea; Stolidobranchia; Styelidae. The record is from RefSeq and is a predicted model, not a curated record. Gene Ontology annotation, biological process: centriole replication.